UUGGCGAGGGACGACAGUUUUAAACAGAAUAUAUCAUAUAUGUGGUUAAUAUUUAUUAAGGCUAAUUAUAUUGUAAUAUUGUGUUUGGAUGCAGAUGUUUUAGGUAGACCUACUUUUAAUAGAAGUGUAAUGUCAGGAAUUAUGUAGGCUAUUGGAAGAAGCUUUCUUCUAAUACUAUAUAUUAGAAGAGCAAUGGUGUAAGUACUGAAGUUAUCCCAGGGACAAACCGAGCCAGUUAACGCUUAUGCUGAUAGCAAAAAUCCACACGCUGCUUAAUUAUUAAUUAUUGUAAUAUGCGAGCAUAAAAUUAAUAUUUAAUAUUUUAUGAUGGACCCUUUGUAAUUGACUUCACUUUCGUAAUGGACAAACUCAUCGAACACAUGCUGACACGUGAAUUAAAAUUCUUCGACAAAGAUAUAUAGCCUGUUUUAUAGGAUACUUCGCUAUUUGCAUUAUUUUUGUUGCCGAAAUGCCGUUAUAUCUACGCGUUUUCGAUUCCGCGUCUCAGGUUAUUGUAUUUUGGAUUAUCUAAUACUCAAAAAUUUUAUUUAUAAUCAAACUACACGUACUGGAAAGUUUUAGCUUGCGUUUAAGGAGAAAAAAACUUAAUGGGCAAGAACAAAUACGGGGUUUUACGUAAUUCUGCAUUUGGUCCGUGGUAGAAAUGACCCAUUCGAAACGAGGAACUAGACAGAUGUGGUUGCGCCCAGUGCCGAAGAUGGGACACACGUUGAACCUAGCGUGCAAAACUGGAGAAAACGGCAGAAAUUAUGUGGGUCGAAAAAAAUAAAGAGGUCACGUCGCUUUCUAUUCCGUUAGAAGGCGCCUGUAGCAGGAAGCGACUCUUCUAAACUCUCUCUAGCGCGCAAUCCUCCAGUUCUUUUAUUAUUAUUAAAUUGGAUCAACAGGACAGGUUCAUAUUUCUUCUCUGCUGUUUGCCAUAUUUCUUGCGAUCGUGGUAGAAUUUAUGUAUUAAUUAAAAGUAAAAGUGAGAAUACCUUUUAUUUCAGAGGAAGCCCAUAAGCGUACAUCGUUCUAUAGCUUAGAAUUAACAAGCAAGUGCAAAUGCGUUGAUUCUGGUAUGUCGCCCUCUAUUAAAUGGGUCAACUCCUCCAUACAUGACAUAACUAAUAACUGGGCUUUCCAUGUAACCUCUGAGUAACAUUUCAGACGUUCCUGGAGGGGAUUUCGACUCUAACAAAACACCCUGACAUUGGAAACUGGGGGUAAUUUGAACUACUGACUAAAACUGGAGAACAUGUUUUGAAUGAAAUAUACUUAAAAGUGAGGGUCAUAAAUCGUUUGGGCCCAAGGCGAUUCGAUUACAGUGCAUCUGCAAUCUUCGGAGGUCCAGAGAGGACAUUUAUUGUUUCUUCCCGUUAUCUCGAGAUCGCGACUUAUAUCUUAUCUAGUCAUCUAGUGACCAGUGAUCAUUACCCAGCAGUCUGUAAUUAUGUCCUGCCGGUAACAUUUCAAAAACACCAUGCUUGAGAUGACCGUGAUAUCUUCGAAUCAGACAUGGGCCAACUGUACGCUGCCAUACCGGGUGGACAAGAUCCCGCUGAUUCUACUGUACAGCAUGGUGCUGAUCAUUGGGCUUCCUGCAAACAUGGCCACCGUCUACAUGACUUUCCUGCAGGUCCGACGCAAGAACGUGCUGGGCAUUUAUCUUCUGAGCCUAUCGCUGUGCGACCUCAUGUAUCUGUGCACCCUGCCCAUGUGGGCCGUGUACGUGGGCAGGGAGCACAAAUGGCCCUGGACCUCGUUUGCCUGCAAAUUAACUAGCUACAUUUUCUUCAACAACAUGUACAUCAGCAUCUUCCUGCUCUGCUGCGUGUCCGUCGACCGCUACGUGACGGUGGCCUACGGUUUGGAAUCCCGCGGCCUGCGCCAGCAGAAGCUGGCUGGCGCCAUCACCUCAUCAAUCUGCUUGCUGGUGGCACUUGGCCACUUGCCCGUCUUCACCAUGGCAGAGGGCGAAACAGACCAGCAACAGUCCUGCUUCGAGCCCAGUCAACCCAGCUUCAUCGUGACUGGCUUUAACUACGCCCGUUUCGUCAUCGGCUUCCUCCUCCCAAUGGCUAUCCUGGUGGUCACGAAUUGCCGCAUCUCCACCAGCAUCCAGGCCAGUGAAACUCUCCUGGCCAGGCAGAAGUAUAAGAUCAAGUGCUUGACAAUGGUGGUCAUUAUCUUCUUCUUGGUCUGCUUCGGGCCUUAUCACCUUAUCCUUCUGCUGCGUGCUGUUACCUUCCACAUCCCCCAGUUACGGAAUGACUGUGACUUCGAGAUACGGGUCUACACGCCUUACACCAUCUCCCUGGGGCUAUCUACUGUCAACAGUGCCAUGAACCCCAUCCUCUACGUUCUGGCCAGCGACAACAUCCGAAAGGAGAUGCGGCACGGCCUGGCGGCACUGAUCCGCCGGUCUAUCCAACGUCACCAGACUGACAGCAGCCAGAACAAGAUGCAGUCGUCGGAGGCAACUCAGGGCCGGGAAAACCCCAGCAGCUGAGGAGGGAAGGCAAAUUGAAACAGUCGCUUUUUUCCAGUGGCAAUGACAACCGCUCUGCUGUACCUGGCAGUGCUGUACCACUGCUGCCGACUAGUGGGAAAAAUAUGGAGUAUUUAUAAGGUUAUGAACUAUCUUGAAGGACUAAUAAAUGCAGUGUGUGGCUCAGUGGGCUAUGGCUUUUAGCACCAGCCUCAGCACACAUGUGGGUCCUUGAGCAAGGCCCUCAUCCCCCAGCUUCCUGGUUGCCCCAGUGAUUGGCUGCCCUUCUUGGCCAGCUUACUCUGACCUACAGAGAGCAAGUUGGGGGAGGUGUAAAGACAAUCUCCCCGUGGGAAUCGAUAUUACUAUUUUUUAAUGCGCUUAUUGCAUAAUGCUAAAUGUGACAAGUAGUAUUCAAGAUUUUUAUUGGAAUGUUGUUAAACUCUUUUAAAAGAGUGAGCCCACAGGGCAACAUCGCUAUUUAAGUCUGCGUUAUGUGAAUGGCUUGGCACCCAGGCACUCACAGAUGCAACACGCCAGGUUUGGCUCCAGGUGUAGGUUAUGGUAACUCUAUUCCAGGCAUGAUACUCCUGUUUUUUUAGUACCUUUUUUUGGAGGGGGGGAUAAUUAGACCGUGUUUUCUCUGGCUGAAGCAUUACACAGCAUUGGUCUUUGGAUUGCUAAGGUCGCACUCCUCAAGCACGAUCCACAGCUGACUUGGCGACGUCUGGAGAAGGGGUGUGUGGGCAGACUUAGUAUGAUGCCAGCAGAACCUUAACCAGGAGAAAUGGUGUGGUCAUGAAUUGUGGCAACGAGAUAUUACCGCACAUGGUACUGAAUUUCCUGCACUUUCAUGCUGUCAUCAUUCUGUGGUCAUAGUCGUCAAAACUUUAUCCUAUUAUCAUCAUUUAAAAUAUUUGCAUUAUUUUUUGAAUAGUACUGAAAAAACAAAAUGGUUUCAAGUGUAUUUUUUUUUUACAUGUGAAUAUAAACUGUGAUGCAUAACUUGUCAUUUCAUCUGCUGGUUUUAUUGGUUUUAUACGAGUAUAAUCGGUAAUUCCUGUCUGACCAGUUAAGCAGUUCAAAAGCUUCUGCGGCAAUCUCUACAAGACGAAUUAUGCUUGAGGUUGUGGUUAGAAUUUCUGCCAGCAUAAAUUCAACUUUUAAAGCAUUACUUGUUCAUAAGCUAUUAUGAAGACACCCCACAACUGCUGUAAUAAAAUCUGAUAAUGCUUUAAAAACA
Paramormyrops kingsleyae is the source of this 3734-nucleotide messenger RNA. Lineage: Eukaryota; Metazoa; Chordata; Actinopteri; Osteoglossiformes; Mormyridae. The record is from RefSeq and is a predicted model, not a curated record.